Messenger RNA from Trichoderma breve, 1419 nucleotides. RefSeq names its product cryptococcal mannosyltransferase 1 domain-containing protein. The record is from RefSeq and is a predicted model, not a curated record. The coding region runs from base 1 to 1419 and encodes 472 amino acids. NCBI's taxonomy places the organism in Eukaryota, Fungi, Ascomycota, Sordariomycetes, Hypocreales, Hypocreaceae. The transcript is spliced from 2 exons.
AUGUCGUGGUUCCCCAGCUCUCAGAGACGCCCGAUCCCGUACAAGCAGCUCUCCAAGGAGGUUAUACACAAUGGCGCAAUCCUCCCGGCGGCAAACAUUAGCGAGUACCUCGAGGCCAUUUACAAUGUGAAGCCGACUUCGAGGCUGGCCAAUCUCGAAUGCCCGGCCAUCAACGUAACACGUUACAAGUCGCUCAAGUCUGGAAAGCCUUCACCGAAACGACCGGCACCGUCUUCUCCUCCUCCGGUCCCAUCCUCUUCGACAUAUCCGUCUUCAUCUUCGUCUCUACCGCUAUUCUCAUCUCCUCCUUCCUCUCUGUCCACAUCUUCACCCUCAUCUUCAGAUUCAGCCUCACAGUCAUCGCUGGCUUCAUCCUUACUCGACUCGCCGUCAUCACUAUCGCCAUCUAGUACUCCUCCCGCUGCUCUUCCUCGCUCACUCUCUCACUCAACUCUCGACGUCGAGAUCCGGUACUUCUUCGCCCUCGACUUGAGGAACUGCAUCAAACUACUUCCCCGUCUCAUCGGCAGCAUCGUCGAAGUCAUUCAGUUCCUCGGCCCCCAGUCAUGUGCUCUCUCGAUUGUAGAGGGAGACUCUCCUGACGGUACUGGAGAUGUGCUCGCCGCUCUCCGGCCCAGCCUUGAGGCACUGGGCGUCACUUACAUCUACAACUCGUCCACCGUCCACUCGGCCGAGGGCAACCGCAUAGCCAAACUCGCCGCCCUGCGAAACAUGCCCCUGGAGCCCAUCUUCCAGGGGACGCUGCCCAUGGCGGACGACGCCAGCGUCAUCUUCCUAAACGACGUGGCAGCGUGUCCCGAGGACAUUCUCGAGCUGAUAUUGCAGAAGAAGACGCUCAACGCCGACAUGACGUGCGCCAUGGACUGGACAUAUUCCGGAGAAGAUCCCACCUUCUACGACGUCUGGAUCGCGAGGGGCAUGAACGGCGACUCCUUCUUCCACAUCCCGUCCAACGGCAACUGGGGCGAAGCACACAACCUCUUUUGGAAUGCGCCGGAUACGAAGUCCCGCUUUGAGUCGCUGCGCCCUUUCCAGGCCUUUGCAUGCUGGAACGGCGCCACCGUCUUUAGCGCCCAGCCGAUUGCCGAGGGCCUGCGCUUCCGUACAAACUACGACAAGAAGGGCGAGUGUUUCCAGGGCGAGCCGGUGCUGUUCUGCAAGGACAUGUGGUGGCGAGGCUACGGCAAGAUUGCUGUCGUUCCGAGUGUGAACCUCGAGUACAGCAUCACCAACGGGAGGAAGCUGAAGAAGCUCAAGGGCUUUGUGUCGGACAAUGUCGCCAAUCACGAUGAGAGGAGCGAUAGGAUUGAGUGGGCGGGGCCUCCGGAUACGGUGCGGUGCAUGCCGACAUGGAAGGAUCAGUUUAUGCAGCGAUGGAACAAGAGUUUGACUGAAUGA